Nelumbo nucifera (sacred lotus) is the source of this 1599-nucleotide messenger RNA. Its product is annotated as 3-methyl-2-oxobutanoate hydroxymethyltransferase 1, mitochondrial. The record is from RefSeq and is a predicted model, not a curated record. NCBI's taxonomy places the organism in Eukaryota, Viridiplantae, Streptophyta, Magnoliopsida, Proteales, Nelumbonaceae. Gene Ontology annotation, molecular function: 3-methyl-2-oxobutanoate hydroxymethyltransferase activity; magnesium ion binding. Gene Ontology annotation, cellular component: mitochondrion. Gene Ontology annotation, biological process: pantothenate biosynthetic process.
UCCACUAAAAGUUGACAACUGAAACAUAGUUUUCCCUUCCAUUUCCAUAGCGCACUCUGUUUGACAAAUGUCAACUGAAACAUUAUCUCAUUCAUUGCUUGCGCUCAAACAACCCAAUUCAACCAACUUGCAGUUGCAGGUGUCACAGACUCACAGCCCAGACGUCCUUCUCUCAAUAAAUAAAUGGAGCUAAAACAAAAUGAAAGAAAGCUGAGAAGAGAAGUAGAGAACCAACAAACUUAACAGACCAUUGCCAUCUUCAGUUCACAAACUGAACAGCGGCCUUCUUUGUUGUUUUCAAUCUACCUCUUAUCAGGUUCCUGUGUUCAAAGAAGAUGGUGGUGCCCACCUUCCUCCUACCCAAAGCCGCUGCUGCUGCUUCUUCCAUAAUCUCCAGAGUUGCUUCUCUUUCCCAGCUGAGAUGUAUGAGCAAUGUCCCCGAGAACUCAGUCUACGGUGGACCCAAGCCUCAGAACCCCAACAACCGAAUCACCCUAUCCCACCUGAAACAGAAGCACCGUAGGGGCGAACCCAUAACCGUCGUAACUGCUUAUGACUAUCCAUCAGCCGUUCACCUUGACGAGGUCGGCAUAGAUGUCUGUCUCGUGGGCGACUCUGCUUCCAUGGUCGUUCAUGGCCACGAUACCACCCUCCCCAUCACCCUCGACGAGAUGCUCGUCCACUGUCGUGCCGUUUCUCGCGGUGCCAAACGUCCCCUCCUCGUCGGCGACCUCCCCUUCGGCACCUACGAAUCCAGUCCUCAGCAGGCAGUAAACACGGCUGUUAGAGUGCUCAAGGAAGGCGGCAUGGAUGCAAUUAAAUUGGAAGGAGGAGCCCCUUCCAGAAUUACGGCGGCGAAGGCCAUUGUCGAAGCCGGGAUUGCUGUUAUGGGCCACGUCGGGCUCACCCCACAAGCAAUUAGUGUUCUUGGGGGAUUUAGGCCUCAAGGGAAAAAUGUUGCCAGCGCUGUCAAGGUUGUGGAAACGGCACUUGCUUUGCAGGAGGCCGGGUGCUUCUCGGUUGUUCUGGAAUGUGUUCCUGCACCUGUUGCCGCGGCGACAACAUCUGCCCUCCGAAUUCCCACGAUUGGCAUUGGGGCUGGACCAUUCUGCAGUGGGCAGGUGCUAGUUUAUCAUGAUCUUCUGGGAAUGCUACAGCACCCUCACCAUGCCAAAGUCACCCCGAAGUUCUGUAAGCAGUAUGGGCAGGUGGGUGCUGCUAUCAACAAAGCUCUUUUGCAGUACAAGGAAGAAGUGACCAGUCGAUCUUUCCCUGGUGCUGCCCACACCCCAUAUAAAAUAAGUGCCACUGAUAUUAAUGGAUUCUUGAAUGAAUUACAAAAGAUGGGGCUGGAUGAGGCAGCAUCUGCAGCAGCAGCGGUGGCAAAGAAGACUCAGACAGAUGGAACAUUGGAAGGGGUGAACCCAGCUGAUUGAGCAUAGCACAUGUGGAUUCAUUACAACAGUCUUCAAUUCACAGUUCCCCACCCUCCCCAACCCAAUCUUUUUUUUUCUUUUAUUUAUUUAUUUAUUUCUGCUAUUGAAAUCAUAUCGUUGGGCUCUUGAUCUGAAUAACAGGGGAAGGCAUCACAGCAGCAUU